GAUACACAGGGUCACGGUGUGAGCGGCUUGACGGGCCGUGCACGAGAGACAUGUGUGAGAAUAACGGUUCCUGCGUGUCUUCUGAGCUCAUGUCCGGCGUCGUCUGUGAGUGUGUGCCAGGGUUUUCGGGCUCACACUGUGAACUUGAAGACCCCGCAACUUCCACAAGUGUUCCGCGUCAGGGCAGUGUGCCGAGGUGGUUCAUCAGUGACCUUGACCCCACCACUUUGAUCAUCCUCCUUGCCGUCCUGCUCGGCCUGGGUCUGUUCCUGCUCGUCGCCGUCUCCAUCGCCCGGAGGUACAGACGACGCAAACCCUCUGACUUCUGCUUCUCCCUUCCUAGAGAUCUCCGCGGCGACAUGAGCAGACGAGACAGUGAGACAAGUUCCGGUCACUUCUACCACGGCAGCACGCUCGGCUCAGACAGCUAUUUCCACGUGCCAUCGCCGUAAAAAACAGAUUGUUAAACAAUGUCAAUAUUCAAUGAAGACCAUUGAAAUCUGAGAAUAAAUAUUGGCUGUGGUAGGUCUUUACCGAGCAAGAAAUCCGACGUUGAAGGUUACUUUCGUGUAAAGAAAUCCGAGGUGGUAGGUCAUUGUUCCGAAAAGAUAUAUGAUUUUGUAAGUCUCAACGUGAGAAAUUUCAGCUCUAUACACGUGUUAAACUUUAGGUGAUGUUUACAUGGGAAAUGUCAAUUGUAGAUCAAGGUCAU
Molecule: messenger RNA, 712 nt
Organism: Aplysia californica (California sea hare)
Lineage: Eukaryota; Metazoa; Mollusca; Gastropoda; Aplysiida; Aplysiidae
Product: delta-like protein B
Source: RefSeq, a predicted model, not a curated record